AUGAGCGACGGCAAAGCGCUCGACAUAGUGGUGCCUGAGGUCGGCACUCGUGCCCCGAGGGUCAACGGAGACAUAGCCGACUUCCUGGCCAACCAUCCGGACCUCGAACUCGGCGGCGCCCAAGGGUACACCAUAGAACGCCGGAAGCACAUGGAGGUAUUUGCCCUCCACAGGCUCCCAAAGUUCAAGGUUAAUCCCAUCCGCGCUGUCGAGUUCACCGCCAUCCGAGGGCCCCACGGGACCAUCCCGAUCCGGGUCCUGUAUCCCGACAACGGGGAGCCCAGGAGGGGAGAGGGCAAGAUGGGGGGCAUCAUCUACUUUCACGGCGGCGGCUAUUGCACCGGGAGCGUGGACGAGUUCGAGAACGGCUUGAGGCUCCUCGCCGAGGAGUCGGCCUGCAUCAUCUUCGCCCCCGACUACCGGCUGGCACCCGAGUUCCCCUAUCCCACGCAGCUGGACGAGUUCGACGCCGUGAUCGACUGGGUGCUGGACGGGGCGGCCCAGCAGAGGGGGGUUGACCGUACGCGCCUGGUCGCGGCCGGGGACGGCGCCGGCGGGAGCCUGGCGACGGCCGUCUGCAUGCGCCGGCGCGACGAGGGCAAGCACCCGGUGGCCGCCCAGGUGCUGCUGUAUCCGGCGACCAGCCUGCCGACCGACACCCCCGCCGCCGAGGAGAACCGGGCGGGCUUCUACCUGCAGUUCAACGGCAUCUUUGGCUUCGCCGACCACUACCUACCCCAUACCAUCAGCGGCCCCUCGCCGACCUUCAUGUACGUCGCCCCCGGGAAGCAGCCGUGCGCGGCUCUGGCGUCCCUGCCGCCGGCGGCCGUCGUGACCAACGGGUACGACCCGCUGCGGGACGUCGGGCUCGCCUACGCGGGCAAGCUGCGCGCCGUCGGCGGGCUCGCCCGCUGGCGCCACUAUGCCGACCUCACCCACGCCUGGCUGCAGAUGACGGCCUGGUCCGCCGCCGCCCGCGACGCCGCCCGAGACGUCGGUCUCAUCGUCAGGGACAUGCUGUACGGGCAGUCUGAUUGA
Molecule: messenger RNA, 1038 nt
Organism: Thermothelomyces thermophilus ATCC 42464
Lineage: Eukaryota; Fungi; Ascomycota; Sordariomycetes; Sordariales; Chaetomiaceae
Exons: 3
Coding region: 1-1038 (345 amino acids)
Molecular function (GO): hydrolase activity
Source: RefSeq, a predicted model, not a curated record